Saccharomycopsis crataegensis is the source of this 960-nucleotide messenger RNA. It is a transcript of the gene CAR1, whose product is annotated as arginase. Gene Ontology annotation, cellular component: cytoplasm; nucleus; cytosol. The coding region runs from base 1 to 960 and encodes 319 amino acids. The transcript has a single exon. The record is from RefSeq and is a predicted model, not a curated record. Lineage: Eukaryota; Fungi; Ascomycota; Saccharomycetes; Ascoideales; Saccharomycopsidaceae. Gene Ontology annotation, molecular function: manganese ion binding; arginase activity.
AUGCCAUCUCCUACACACUACAAAUACGCUGCCACAAAGAACCUUUCCCUCGUCCUUGCCCCAUUUUCUGGUGGUCAAGGUAAAGGAGGGGUUGAAGAUGGACCUGAAUAUUUGCUCGAACAUGGAAUUGAAAAACAUUUGAAGAGUUUGGGAUGGUCUACAACCAUCUCCGAUCCACUUAAAGACGACGAUUUAGCUGCUCAAAAAUCCGAUCUUUCAGAUGUUUCUGGUAAAUGUAAAAGACCAAAGAUGGUGGGCCAAGCCACCAAGAAGAUAUACGCUGCUGUCAAAGAAGCCGCCCACAAGGGGGAUAUUCCUGUCACUUUAGGAGGCGACCAUUCGAUUGCAAUGGGAACCAUUGCCGGAACCCUUGACAAACACCCAGAUGCUUGUGUGUUGUGGAUCGAUGCCCACGGCGAUAUCAACACUCCUUCGACUUCAGAUUCUGGUAACAUUCACGGUAUGCCAGUUCUGUUCUUGAUGGGCAUGGAACCAGAAGCCUGUCCUCCAGAUCUUAAAUGGGUACCAAAUUGUAUUGCCGCCAACAAGAUUGCCUACAUUGGGCUUCGUGAUGUCGAUGCUGAAGAGAAGAAAAUCCUCAAAGACCACAACAUCUCUGCCUUUUCAAUGUACCAUGUUGACAAGUACGGGAUUUCCAAAGUGGUGGAAAUGGCUCUCGAUAAGAUCAACCCAAACCGCGACUGUCCAAUCCAUUUGAGUUAUGAUGUCGACGCCAUCGAUCCUUUAUACGUUCCUGCUACCGGUACCCCAGUUCGCGGUGGCUUGACUCUUAGAGAAGGGUUGUUUAUUGCUGAAGAAGUGGCAGAAACUGGAUUGUUGUGUGCCCUUGACGUUGUCGAAGUUAAUCCAGCCUUAGCUGCUCAUGAUGUUCAUGUUUUGGACACCGUUUCAGCCGGGGUAUCCAUUGCCAAAUGUGCUUUGGGAGAAACCCUUCUUUAA